Molecule: messenger RNA, 2883 nt
Organism: Scleropages formosus (Asian bonytongue)
Lineage: Eukaryota; Metazoa; Chordata; Actinopteri; Osteoglossiformes; Osteoglossidae
Gene: sufu
Product: suppressor of fused homolog (Drosophila)
Exons: 13
Coding region: 193-1650 (485 amino acids)
Cellular component (GO): cytoplasm; nucleus
Molecular function (GO): transcription factor binding
Source: RefSeq, a predicted model, not a curated record
CAUGCAAAAAUGCUUUGGCGUUUACUGGUGAAGCAACAAGCUGCUGUUUUUUUGAGUAUAACAACUACGAUAAGAAGAUAUAUGUGCUUUAUAGGAUUUGUACAGAAGGAUUUACAAUUACUUUAGGGAAUUCUGAAAAAAGUUUCUUUAUUGGUUCGUAGGUUUUAUCCUUUGCGUGUAGGUGUGUGGGAGAUGGACGAUAUCAUGCGGCCCAGCAGCGGCGCUUCAGGCCUCGGACUAGCGUCGGUCUUUCCUCCCGGUCUGCAGGCUAUUUACGGCGAGUGCAGGCGUUUGUACCAGGACCAGCCCAACCCGCUGCAAGUAACGGCCAUUGUUAAGUACUGGCUGGGUGGGCCUGACCCUCUGGAUUAUAUCAGCAUGUACCGGAACUUGGGCUGUCCCGCUCAGGAAAUCCAGGAACACUGGCACUACGUCAGCUUUGGCCUGAGUGACUUGUAUGGGGACAACCGAGUGCAUGAGUUUACAGGACCAGAUGGUCCAAGUGGUUUUGGGUUUGAGCUGACCUUCCGGCUGAAGAGGGAGCCAGAUGAAACAGCGCCACCCACGUGGCCAGCAGAACUCAUGCAAGGCUUGGCCAGAUACGUUUUUCAAUCAGAGAACACAUUCUGUAGUGGGGACCACAUUUCAUGGCACAGCCCUUUGGACAACAGUGAAUCUCGCAUCCAACAUAUGCUGCUGACUGAGGACCCCCAACUGCAGCCUGUGCAGACUCCCUUUGGCCUAGUUACAUUCUUGCAGAUUGUAGGUGUCUGCACAGAAGAGCUGCAGGCUGCUCAGCAGUGGAAUGGACAAGGGGUUCUGGACCUGCUGCGAAGUGUCCAUAUGGCAGGGGGUCCCUGGCUCAUCACGGACAUGCGGAGAGGGGAAACCAUUUUUGACAUUGAUCCACACUUACAACAGGAGCGGGUGGACAAGGGUAUUGAGAGCGAGGGCUCCAACCUUAGUGGCGUUAGUGCCAAAUGCGCCUGGGAUGAUCUGAGUCAUCCACCUGAGGAUGAGGAUGACAGCCGCAGCAUCUGCAUUGGGUCACAGCCUCGACGUCUGUCAGAUAAAGACACAGAGCAGAUAAGGGAGGCUCUGCGGAGGGGGCUGGAGUUAAAUGGCAAGGCUGUCCUUCCUCCCAUCAGCAGUCAGAGACAGAACCACGACCGGCCACAACAAUCAGUGGGCCAUUUGCAGAAGCAGCAAUAUUCCAGGAGUCGGAAGAACAGCUUGGAGAGUGAGAGCUCAACAGCCAUUGUACCCCAUGAACUAGUGCGCACACGGCAACUGGAGAGCGUGCACCUCAAGUUCAACCAGGAGUCCGGCACCCUCCUCCCUUUGUGCCUCAGAGGCCGUCUCUUGCAUGGGCGACACUUCACCUACAAGAGCAUCACAGGGGACACUGCUAUCACAUUUGUUUCCAUGGGGGUAGAGGGAGCCUUUGCCACAGAAGAACAUCCUUAUGCUGCCCAUGGGCCUUGGCUACAGGUGCUUCUGACUGAGGAGCUUGUUGAACAAAUGUUGGAUGACCUCCAAGACCUCACUGCACGGGAGGAGCCCAUCCUGCCAAAGGAGUACAGCUGGCCAGAUAAGAAACUGAAGAUUUCCAUUCUUCCAGAUGGUGCAUUUGACAGUCCCCUACAGUGAACUAAACUUUCCCCCUCCUUCAUUUCCUGAGGCCUUUACAAUAGGUUCUGUCAUACUGAGUGUCUGUAUGUACAUGUCUGCCCUUCAGAUUAGUACUCUCUAUAUCCCUAUUUUGUCAGUGAACUGAAGUACAGGCAUUGGUAGCUUGACUUUUGUUACUGACAAGGGUUAUAUGCUCUUCAUUCUUGUACCCCUGGGAAGUCAAAACCAGAUUGAGGGAUGGAUUAGAGUAGUGUGGAAGAAGGGACCAGGACAGCCCAACUAAUGUAGCUGGACUCACCUUUGCUCUGUUGGAGAAAUUGUAAUAGAAAUGAGGAAUCAUUCUAUAUAAAUGGUGGUUUGUGGAAGUUUUCCUUUUUCCUCAAUAGAACUGUAUGAUUAUACCAAAAAUAUAUUCUGUUGCUAGGAAAAGUAGUUUCAUAUCCAGAUUACAAGGCUGGUUUUAGUAACAGCAUUCCAGUGAAAGCUGACAAACUGAAAUUUAUUUCAGUGCCCAAAGACAAGUGCAUGGUAACAACAAAUUCAGUAAAACAAGCACGCAAGAGUUUGUGUCAAAUUGUUGAUCAGUUGAAGUUACAUUAAUAUUCUGGGGCUGUUUGUAUCUUGAGCUUCUAAACUGAUACUCCCCAGUCAGGAGGCAGCAGGUAGUUGUAAUGUGCUUGACUGAUAGAUUGCUCUUCAGUAUAUUUGAUAAUUUUAUUCUUAAAGUUGCAGGCUUGGAGUUGAGAUCACAUCAGUGCCUUCUCUAUUAUGGCUAGGAGCAAUUUCAGCAUGGUUGUGCAUCAUUGUACAACUCAUGUGUCAAACACAUUUUCACCUGUUGUUUUAGUCACGUGGAGGCCUAACCUACUCUGACCUAAAGUAUCUUAACAGUUAAUGCACAUAUAGUAAAGGUCAAUGUAACGGUUCCAUUUACAUGUGAGGUCAGUUCAUAAUCAAGUCCAUUUUAUUGCCUGUUUUCUGUGAUGACCCUACCCCAAAUCACCUUCCAGGUAGUAUGUUCUGUGCUAGUGUUUUACACAUGUACUCAGAUCGACUACUGCUUUCGCAGCAAUAGGAUAACCUUGGCCAGCCAUUUAUGAUCUUCUGUCAUUUUAAAAAUCUAUGGUGUUAUAAAGUCACAUUUUAGUGCAGAUUUUUAUGCACAUUAACUUAAUUUUGUUAUGUAUUGUAUGAAAUCACUAAACUGCCAGUUUGUAAUCUGAAGAGCAUUAAAAUUAUUUACAUAAUCUA